UACUACGCGCUCGCGGGCGGCGGCCCGCAGACCUCGGGCGACUUCCUGACCGGCGGCCGCAGCCUGGGCGCCGGGCCCGUGGCGCUGUCCCUCACCGCCAGCUUCAUGUCGGCCGUCAGCGUCCUGGGCACCCCCGCCGAGGUCUACCGCUUCGGCGCCGUCUUCGGCGUCUUCGGCCUCGCCUACCUCCUGAUGGUGGUGCUCAGCGCGGAGGUCUUCCUGCCGGUGUUCUACAAGCUGGGCGUCACCAGCACCUACGAGUACUUAGAACUUCGAUUUAAUAAAUAUGUUCGUCUCUGUGGAACAGUCCUCUUCAUUGUUCAAACAAUUCUGUAUACCGGAAUUGUUAUUUAUGCUCCUGCCCUGGCUUUGAAUCAAGCCACGGGAUUUGAUCUGUGGGGUGCGGUAGUCACAACGGGGGUGGUCUGCACAUUCUACUGCACACUGGGCGGUCUCAAAGCAGUUGUCUGGACGGAUGUUUUUCAAGUUGGGAUCAUGGUGGCUGGAUUUGCAUCCGUGAUUAUACAGGCUUCAGUAAUUCAAGGUGGAUUCAGCACUAUUUUAAAUGAUGCUUAUAAUGGUGGAAGAUUAAACUUCUGGAAUUUUAAUCCUAAUCCUUUGCAAAGACAUACAUUCUGGACAAUAACUAUUGGAGGAACCUUCACGUGGACCAGCAUCUAUGGUGUCAACCAGGCUCAAGUACAAAGAUAUAUCUCCUGUAAGAGCAGAUUGCAGGCCAAAUUGUCUCUCUACAUCAACCUUGUAGGACUUUGGGUAAUCCUCGCCUGCUCAGUGCUCUCUGGGCUCUCCCUGUACUCCAGGUACCAUGACUGUGAUCCUUUAACAGCCAAGAAAGUGUCUGCGUCAGACCAGCUCAUGCCCUAUUUGGUCCUGGACAUUCUGCAAGAUUAUCCAGGCCUUCCUGGACUUUUUGUGGCCUGUGCUUACAGUGGAACAUUAAGCACAGUGUCCUCCAGUAUUAACGCCUUGGCAGCCGUGACUGUGGAAGACCUCAUCAAACCUCGCUUCAGGUCCCUCUCAGAACGGUCUCUGUCUUGGGUUUCCCAAGGAAUGAGUGUGCUGUAUGGAGCCCUGUGUAUCGGAAUGGCUGCGCUGGCGUCGGUAAUGGGCGCUUUGUUACAGGCGGCACUCAGCAUAUUCGGCAUGGUUGGUGGACCACUUAUGGGCAUGUUUGCUUUGGGCAUUUUGGUUCCCUUUGCCAACUCAGCUGGAGCACUUGUUGGUCUGAUGACUGGAUUUGCCAUUUCUUUAUGGGUUGGAAUUGGAUCUCAGCUUUAUCCUCCACUUCCUGAGAGAACGUUGCCACUGCCACUUGAAACCUAUGGCUGUAACAGCACGUACAACGGGACAGACUUGAUGACAACCACAGAAGUGCCCUUUUCUACUAGUGCUUUUCAAAUGCACAAAACUGAAAGGACUCCACUGAUGGAUAACUGGUAUUCUCUGUCCUAUCUGUACUUCAGCACUCUCGGGACACUGGUGGUGUUAUUCGUGGGAAUACUUAUCAGUUUAUCAACAGGUGGAAGAAAACAGAACAUAGACCCCAAAUUCCUACUAACCAAAGAUGACUUCUUAUCCAAUUUUGACUUUUUAAAGAAAAAGAAGCAUGCUUUAAGCUAUAAGUCGCAUCCGGUGGAAGAUGGUGGAACUGAUAACCCGGCUUUCAACCAUAUUGAAUUGAACUUCCCAGAUCACAGCGGCAAGCUCAGUGGAACUCGCUUGUGAUGCAGUUCUGACACUAGAUGACCUUGAAAGUGUCUCAAUUUUGUGUGUUUUCUAGAAGUGGAUGAGGCUUAGAUUUUUCAGGGGGUCAACCUUGAGUGUUUUGGGGGAUAACUUUUUGUUAAAACCAAGUCCUGACUUUCUUCACUUACUACAUCACAAAUUGACAUCACUCUGGAGUUAAGAGUCUUGGCACCACCUUUCCCUAUCUCUUUUGUUGCAGUGAAGCUGUAGGUGUGAAAGUUAUGUCUGCGUGUGAGCUGGAAGGCUAAUACACACAUGUGCACA
Messenger RNA from Carlito syrichta (Philippine tarsier), 2031 nucleotides. It is a transcript of the gene SLC5A8, whose product is annotated as solute carrier family 5 member 8. Gene Ontology annotation, molecular function: organic acid:sodium symporter activity. The transcript is spliced from 15 exons. NCBI's taxonomy places the organism in Eukaryota, Metazoa, Chordata, Mammalia, Primates, Tarsiidae. Bases 106 to 1746 code for a protein of 546 amino acids. Gene Ontology annotation, cellular component: membrane. Gene Ontology annotation, biological process: propanoate transmembrane transport; sodium ion transport. The record is from RefSeq and is a predicted model, not a curated record.